AACAGCCGCUGUGGGAGAGCGUCGCUCCGUCCGUUACGACUGUGCCGUGGAUACACCACGCACUCGGGAGAGUCUGGUGUUUCUGUAGGCAAAAUCAUUGGUGCGGGUGUCCUGUUCGUGGGUGGAGGGGUAGGUGGAACCGUCCUGUACGCCAGCUAUGAUCCACAAUUCCGGGAGAGCGUCGAGAAGGCUGUGCCCUACUCGGAUAAACUCUUUGAGCUGGCGCUUGGUCCUGCACCUUACAGCGCCCCGAUGCCGAAGAAACCGGUAAGUCAAGGUCCACUGAAAAUCUCCUCUGUAGCGGAAGUAAUGAAAGAGUCUAAACAGCCCACUAGCAAAUCCCAGCUGAGCAAACCAGAAGCUGUUCCUCCUUCAGAGGAAAAAGAAGCGGGCAAGGCUGCAGCACAGAUCAUCUCUGCAACAGGUGUGGCCAUGUCGGUGCCAGCUCCGGGGAUAGAGACUGAAGAAGGUAAAGAACCUCCUGAAGAUUCCCGUGCCGUAAAAGAACGGUCACCAGAAGAAGUUGCGGCCCGGCUUGCCCAGCAAGACAAAGAGGAGCAGGAGAAGAUAGCGGCCCUUGCAGCAACUCUCGAAGGAGCCCUGAGCACAACAGCGCGUGUAACCCUGCAGGCGAUCACUGCCCAGGAGUCCGCAGUGCAAGCAGUGAACGCCCAUUCGCAAAUACUGAAGGAGGCCAUGGACAAUUCUGAGGCUGCCGGGGAGAAGAAGUCAUCGCAGUGGCGCACGCUGGAGGAAGCGCUGAAGGAUCGGAGGAGAGCGGUGGACGAAGCCGCCGACGCCCUUCUGAAAGCCAAAGAAGAGUUAGAGAAGAUGAAAGGCGUAAUCGAGAACGCCAAGAAGUCUCAGAUCGCGGGAGCCAAAUCUCACAUUAUCGCUGCAGAAGAAAAUCUUCAUCACAUGAUUGUUGACUUGGACAACGUCGUGAAAAAGGUUCAGGCAGCACAAUCUGAGGCCAAGAUAGUAGCUCAGUAUCAUGAGCUGGUGGCUACGGCUCGAGAGGAGUUUCAGCGAGAGCUCGACAGCAUCACCCCCGACGUGCAGCCGGGCUGGAAGGGGAUGAAGAUAACUGACCUAGCUGGCCAGCUGUCCACAGACGACUUAAAUUCCCUCAUUGCACACGCUCAUCGUCGCAUCGACCAGCUAAACAAGGAGCUGGCGGAGCAGCGGGUGAGGGAACAGCAGCACAUCGAGUCAGCCCUGGAGAAGCAGAAACUGGAAGAUAAAAAAGCGUUUGAGGCAGCUGUGGCCAAAGCGCUAGAGCAUCACAAAAGCGAGAUUGAAUUAGAACAGGAGAAGAAGGUUGAAGAAGUCCGAGAGGUGAUGGAGAGUGAAAUGAGGACCCAGCUCCGGCGGCAGGCUGCUGCCCACACCGACCAUCUGCGAGACGUUCUUAAGAUCCAGGAGCAGGAACUCAAGGUGGAAUUUGAGCAGAACUUGUCGGAGAAGCUCAGUGAACAAGAAAUGCAAUUCAGACGCCUUACUCAGGAACAGCUCGACAACUUCACGCUGGAUAUCAACACUGCCUACGCCCGGCUGAAAGGAAUUGAGCAAGCAGUAGAGAGUCACGCAGUAGCAGAAGAGGAAGCCAGAAAGGCCCAUCAGCUCUGGCUUUCUGUUGAAGCGCUCAAAUAUUGCAUGAAAACGGCCUCCGGGGAUAGUCCCACAGAACCGCUGGAGAGCGCAGUGAAGGCCAUCAAAGCCAGUUGCUCUGACAACGCGUUUACAGAAGCCUUAACAGCAGCUCUCCCGCAGGAGUCCCUGACACGGGGGGUGUACAGCGAAGAGGCCCUCCGAGCCCGUUUCUACACGGUCCAAAAACUGGCAAAGAGAGUGGCUAUGAUCGACGAAACGAGAAACAGCUUGUAUCAAUACUUCUUGUCUUACCUGCAGUCGCUGCUUGUGUUUCACCCUCAACAGCUGAAGCCGCCCACCGAGCUCAGCCCCGACGACCUCGACACGUUUAAAUUACUGUCUUACGCUUCGUACUGCAUCGAACACGGAGAUCUGGAGCUGGCGGCUAAAUUUGUCAACCAGUUACGGGGAGAGUCAAGGCGAGUGGCGCACGACUGGCUGACCGAGGCUCGGAUGACCCUAGAAACAAAACAAAUCGUGGAUAUCUUGACGGCGUAUGCCAGCGCGGUGGGGUUAGGAACAACUCAAGUGCAGUGAGGCAGGAACGUCAUUUCGGAAGUGGUUCAGCAAUUGUUUGUGCUGGAAAGAAAUCCCA
Messenger RNA from Apaloderma vittatum (bar-tailed trogon), 2248 nucleotides. It is a transcript of the gene IMMT, whose product is annotated as inner membrane protein, mitochondrial. The record is from RefSeq and is a predicted model, not a curated record. Gene Ontology annotation, cellular component: MICOS complex. Gene Ontology annotation, biological process: cristae formation. The transcript has 14 exons. NCBI's taxonomy places the organism in Eukaryota, Metazoa, Chordata, Aves, Trogoniformes, Trogonidae. The annotation marks the transcript as partial.